Messenger RNA from Trichogramma pretiosum, 1535 nucleotides. RefSeq names its product N-acetylglucosaminyl-phosphatidylinositol de-N-acetylase (gene PIG-L). Gene Ontology annotation, cellular component: endoplasmic reticulum. Gene Ontology annotation, molecular function: N-acetylglucosaminylphosphatidylinositol deacetylase activity. Gene Ontology annotation, biological process: GPI anchor biosynthetic process. The record is from RefSeq and is a predicted model, not a curated record. Bases 634 to 1512 code for a protein of 292 amino acids. Lineage: Eukaryota; Metazoa; Arthropoda; Insecta; Hymenoptera; Trichogrammatidae. The transcript is spliced from 5 exons.
UUCAUUUAUUUCGAUGAUAACAAUUUACAAUACCCAAGUGUUUCGUCAUAAGCAAUGAUUUUUUAUAGGUUCAUUUAUUUCACGCCUUUGUAAUUGAUCAUCGCGAUUCAAUUUUUUUUCGAUUAGUACUUUGGCAUCUCUGUCCAUUUUUAUGUUCAAGGUUGAAUAAACCAAAGGACUUGGGGCAACUAAUCAGUAUAAACUUGCGUCCAAUCUUUCAUAAACAGUUCAUAUCAAAGACGCUAUUUUAAAGUAGAUUCGUUUCAGCUUUAGUACACGAUCGAUGCAGAAAUGUAUCAUUCAGUUUUUUUAUUAAAAAUCAGUGUAUGAUGGAGCAGCAGACAAUAUUUAUCACUCGUUAAAUGAAAGAUUUAACCAUAAUUAGAACCUGUUUAAAAAGUCAGAAUAAAAAGCAAGCAAAAAAUGAAGGUUGGUUUAUGGAAUUUUCAUCUUGAAAUCACAUGACGAACACCCCAAUACGUAUUCCUGGCUGAAGUACCUUCAUUUUCUUGAAUUUCUUCCAAAUGAAGAUCAGUUAUUGUAAAAAUUUAUUGUUGAGAAAUCUAUACUUCAAACUCUUCAAAAACAAUAAAUAUAGCUUUUGUUUGGUCCAAAUUGAAAUUCAUAACAAACAUGUCAAAAGGAUUAACUAUGGAAUCGCUGCAUGAAUAUAUAUUAGCAGCGAUUAAUGAUAUCAUUAUUUGGUGGGCUUGGUAUCUAGCCGAGAUAUCAUUUCAAUUGAUUAUUUCAGUAAUUUCUUAUAUUAUAGUAUGUGUCUUUCUAUAUUUUCUUUUAAAAAAAGUGGAUUCUACUGCAUGGCAAUUACCAGGUCCACCAAAUAGAUUAUUGCUAGUCACAGCUCAUCCAGAUGAUGAAGUUAUGUUUUUUGGUCCAAUGAUUUAUUGGAUUGUACAAAAAAACAAAAGUAAUAUACAUCUUCUUUGUCUAUCUCAAGGUGGAUGUAAAAAAAGAAAAGAAGAAUUAUUCGAAAGUGCAAAACGUCUUGGUAUUCCUGCAGCAAAUGUUACCAUUAUGACGUGUACAGAAUUACCUGAUCAUCCAAAAAUCCAAUGGCCUGAAGAAGUGAUAGCGGAGAAUGUUCUUCAGUUCAUAGAAAUGUAUAAAAUGGACGCUGUAGUUACUUUCGAUAAGCAUGGUGUGAGUAGGCACAAGAAUCACAUUUCUUUAUUUUAUGCAAUAGCAUCUCUAUGCAUAGAGAAAAAAGUACCUACAUAUUGUAAAUUAUAUACCCUGGAAUCUGUAAAUAUUUUUCGAAAGUAUACUCUAAUAUUUGAUUUACCAAUCAGUUUGUUAUCUGCACCUUAUUGGUACUUAAUUUCAUAUCAACAGCGAUAUUACAUAAAAAAUGCCAUGAGAGCUCACUCUUCGCAGUAUGUGUGGUUUCGCCAAUUGUACAUGAUUUUUUCUCGUUAUACAUUGAUAAAUACCCUCCAUGAAGUCAAUUUACUUGAUCUUGAACUGGAUCUCCAAUUUGAUGAUGACGAUGACUGAAUUUAUAUAGAUAUUUUAUGAAU